AUGAGGCCUCCCCUUCUAGUUUAUGUACUGGGAAUCACCCUGUUAGUUGGAUUUGCUACCGAUCUCUCUCUGGCUGAUGACGUAGUCUCAGAUUCAGUGAAUCUUGAUGUUGAUCUUGGUGUCAGCCGUGAAGGAUCCAGGACAGAUGCUGAGGUUGUUCAGCGCGAAGGUGAAGCUAUUAAACUAGAUGGACUAAAUGCUGCCCAAGUUAAGGAGCUGCGAGAAAAUGCAGAGAAGUUUACAUUCCAGGCUGAAGUGAACCGUAUGAUGAAAUUGAUUAUUAACUCUCUGUACAGGAACAAAGAGAUAUACCUGAGAGAGUUGAUCUCCAAUGCUUCGGAUGCCCUCGAUAAAAUCCGUCUGCUAUCCCUGACAGAUUCCUCUGUCUUGGAAUCUACAGGCGAACUUUCUAUAAAGAUAAAGGCUGAUAAGGAAAAUAGAGCUCUUCAUAUCACUGAUACUGGUAUUGGAAUGACAAAGAAAGAUUUAGUGAACAAUCUUGGAACCAUUGCAAAGUCAGGUACUGCUGAAUUCCUGAGCAAAAUGCAAGAGUCAGCUGAGAAACAAGAUAUGAACGACAUGAUUGGGCAGUUUGGAGUUGGCUUCUACUCCUCAUUCUUAGUGGCUGAUAGGGUCAUAGUUACCACAAAACACAACGAUGAUGACCAGUACAUCUGGGAAUCUGAUGCAUCCAGUUUCUCCAUUACAAAAGACCCCAGAGGUAACACUCUGAAACGCGGUACUCAAAUCACCCUUAUCAUGAAAGAAGAGGCUGGUGAUUAUCUUGAGCAAGAUACUAUCCGCAACCUUGUAAAGAGGUAUUCUCAGUUCAUUAACUUCCCUAUUCACCUGUGGGCCAGUAAAACUGUCAAAGUAGAGGAACCUAUCGAGGAGGCAGAUGAGCCCAAGAAAACUCCAGAAGAUGAGGAUGAAGCGCAGGUUGAAGAAGACAAGAAUGAGGAAUCAAAGACUAAGACUGUCGAGAAGACUGUGUGGGACUGGGAACUUCUGAAUGACAGCAAACCCAUCUGGACUAGAAAACCAGCUGAUAUCACUGAAGAAGAAUAUAUUGAAUUCUACAAGGCCCUCACCAAGGAUGCUACUAAGCCUCUUGGGAAGGUUCAUUUUGUUGCCGAGGGAGAAGUAACAUUUAAAUCUCUGCUGUUUGUUCCGUCAGUUCUACCAAGCGAGUCUUUCAAUCGUUAUGGAACAAAGAGUGACCACAUUAAAUUAUAUGUUCGUCGAGUCUUCAUCACAGAUGAAUUUGCAGAAAUGCUUCCAAACUACCUUAGUUUUAUUCAGGGAGUUAUUGACUCAGAUGAUCUACCUUUGAAUGUGUCUCGUGAAACCUUACAGCAGCACAAGCUUUUGAAAGUGAUCAAGAAGAAAUUAGUUAGAAAAGCUCUGGACAUGAUGAAGAAAAUGGACAAGACCUCAUACAAGAAAUUCUGGAAGGAAUAUUCCACUAAUAUUAAACUUGGUGUGGUUGAAGAUGCCGCUAACCGUUCACGUUUGGCUAAGCUGCUGAUGUUCCAUUCAUCCAACCAACCAGAGAUGACAUCUUUAGAGCAGUAUGUUAGCCGCAUGAAACCCAAGCAAACUCAUAUAUACUAUCUGGCUGGUGCUAAUCGUGAGGAGGUUGAGCAGUCACCAUUUGUGGAAAGGCUUCGCAAGAAGGGGUAUGAAGUCCUGUACUUGGUGGAGGCAGUUGAUGAGUACUGUAUCACAGCUCUGCCAGAGUUUGAAGGAAAGAAAUUCCAAAACGUUGCUAAGGAAGGAUUUUCUCUCUCUGAGGCUGACAAGGACCGCCAUGAGGCUGCUAUCAAAGCAUUUGAGCCCCUCACAAAGUGGCUUUCUGAAGAAGCCUUGAAAGAUCAGAUUGCAAAGGCUGCUGUGUCAGAACGCCUUUCUGAUUCACCAUGUGCGCUGGUUGCCAGCAUGUUCGGUUGGACUGGCAACAUGGAGCGCUUGGCAGUGAGUAAUGCUCACCAAAAGGCUGAUGAUCCCAACCGAGCUUAUCAUCUUAACCAACGGAAAACUCUAGAAAUCAACCCCCGUCACCCAUUGAUCAAAAGCCUUCUGCAGAGGGUAGAGGUCAACGCUCAAGAUCCUGUUGCCAAAGAAAUGGCUGUUAUGAUGUUCAGGACAGCAACCCUGCGUUCAGGAUACAUGCUUAAGGAUACAGCUGAAUUUGCAGCCAGUGUAGAACAAAUGAUGAGGCAAACCUUAGGUAUACCAGCAGACGAACAGGUUGAAGAAGAGGAAGAAGUUGAAGAGGACUCAACAAACAAAGAGGAUGACAAGCAGGAAGAUGAAGAUCAAGAUCAUGAUGAAUUGUGAAGAUCUCUUAUUAUUUAGUCCCAACGAAGUACCUUUACGACAGACUGACAGUUUUAUGUGAUUCCAGUGAGUGAGAAAGAAUUCUUUAAUGUUCCUCUUCUCUCUUCACAUUUUUCUGUUUCAUAAUUGCUGACUAAAAUUCAGAACAAGAAGUCAUGUGCAAGAUUUAAUCUUUUAUUGAUGUCAUAUUGAUCAUGUUUGACAUCAUCUCUUAAUGUUUGCACCAUAUUGGUGUUCAUGACAUGGACUCACAAUACCAUGUAAAUGGUAAGAGAGACUUCUUCAAACCCGUGCAUUUCCAUAAGUUUUUGUUCCAACAAUUAAGUGGUCCGCAUUGUAGAGUUUCGGAUAUAUUUAUAAUGUAAAUAAACUUUGUGAUUAAAAUUGUGAAUGGACCCACCUUAUCA
This is a messenger RNA of Thrips palmi, 2747 nucleotides long. RefSeq names its product endoplasmin (gene Gp93). Bases 1 to 2340 code for a protein of 779 amino acids. Gene Ontology annotation, biological process: protein folding. The transcript has 8 exons. The record is from RefSeq and is a predicted model, not a curated record. Gene Ontology annotation, molecular function: ATP-dependent protein folding chaperone; ATP binding; ATP hydrolysis activity. NCBI's taxonomy places the organism in Eukaryota, Metazoa, Arthropoda, Insecta, Thysanoptera, Thripidae.